AUGGGGGAUUCUAUCAGGAGUCAGAGCAACAAUGGAGGCUUACACCAUGAUGAGCCGAAAGAGGGACUCGUGCGGCGGGUUGCGUCCAACAGAGUGGCGCUAAACGUAAUGGGGCGCACAGAAAGAGCGCUCCGAAUGGCCCUUGGAGGUGCUCUGAUCAUGGCACUGACCAUGUGCGACCUCCCGCACAUGGACUACUCUUUUAAAUACAUUGGACCCUUCUUAUUUUUCGUUGCUGGCACGUUGGCACCUCCCAUGCUGAGCUCACUAGUGAUUCUUCUGUUUGCGGGCUUGGCUUGUAUCUUGCUGGCGUGCGCUCUGGCAACUACGCUAGUUUCUUGUCUGUUAAUCGGCAGCGGUGGAAAAGCUCUCUGUAUUGUCAUUUACUCCGUUUUCAUCCUUUGGUCUUCUUUCUUGACGACGACCAAGACAAAGGAUAUGACCCUCAUCGGCUCUUACAUCCUGUUGUACGCCGUACCCUUGGCUACGCUAAUCGCCUCCCCCUAUGCUUCUGAAGGUAUUAGCAUAGAGCUUACGCCUGAGCGAUUCGAGGCUUUGAAAGCGUUCGUCGCUAACAGCAGCGUUGACGAUAUCCUGGCUGCCGCAUCCAGCUUCCUACUGGUUACCCCCGAUAAGGCGGUCGAAUUCGUUAACGCGCUGACGAAGCCUUCGGCUCUGCGAUUGCUAGUUCUUGUUGCACGUGUCCUGCACAUUAAGGUUCCCGCCCCAACGUACAAGGAACUAAGCCCGCAAGAGGCAUUAGGUCUCUACUUGACCGUUCUCGGUAGCUUUCCACAGGGGACGCCACUCCACUUUGAGAAGAAAGUGCCUAGAGGGGCGGGGCUGGAUCUUCCCCAGGAUUGGAUGUACGAUAUACCCUUUUUCGUAGAAGGCAUUAGCGGGCAAACCAUAACUGUUGGCGCGAGGCCGGGCGCGUGGUUUAUCAGGGCUCUCUGGGUUGCAUCGGGAUCUGUUGGAAUCCUUCGAAAUCUCAUCAUAUUUGCAUUCCUGGGAUUCGCAGUGUACUUUUUAGUCAUGUUGGUGCCGCCAAUUAGACGGCAACGGGAUGUUGCAGUCAGGGAAAUGGCGAAUGCGUGCAGCGUCAUCCGCAAGUCGCUACGUCUAGCAAAGGACAGGCUGGCGGCAAUGGAUUCGGUAGUCGAGGAUUCAACACGAGUCCCGAAGGGAAUCGUGAAUGGCAAGGAAGAUCAGCAUGAUGUAGAGAGUGGAGCGGCAGACUUUUCGAAAGCAGAGUCUGAGAACCUCUACAAAGGGGCUGCUGGUGCUCUGGACGAGGUCGUUUUAAGUCUGCUGGAUACGCAAAAGGCUACACUGCUAUCCGGCAUGGAGCCCUACUUGCUGUACCCGGGCCCUGGCGUGUGGACCAUGAAGGAACUUGACGAAGUGCGAAAAAGACUGAUUCAGUGCUGUUUGCGGACGCAAAAUGUGCUGCAGCUGAUCCUCCGCCCUCAACACAAGAAUGCCAUCGGCUGCCUGAAUUCAAAUCCCGCCCUGGUCUCUGCUGGCAGGCCCCUGUUGGACAAAUGCAUACGGAUGUACGAGCUGUGCGAGGACCUUUUAGUGACGUUUCCUUCUAUGUUUUCCCCUUCCAAAAGCAAGCAAAAAGCAGAAGAGCUGAUGGAGCAUAUGGGUCUCCUGGAAGGCGAAAUGCGUUCGUUGGCUUUGGAAGUCUUCCACCCGUCAGAAUUAGACACAGAGAAUGCCAUUGUUCAGCUGGAGGCAGACACCGCUGCUGCAGCUUGCUCAGCACCCGCAGAUGAAAAUUGUGUAGAUGAACCAAGAUCUGUAGACCGGCGGGAAUCCUUUGCACGGGCAAAGGAGCUCCUUCCCGUGGGCCUUGCUGUCACUGCUUUCGUACAAGCUAGCUAUUCGGAGCCCCUGUGGCUCAGCCGAGCAAUUUGUGCCUUGAACAAAGCACAGCAAACCAAUACUUGGCAUGGGCUCGCCAUGAAUCUAGUCUUUCCUUUCGUGCCCGUCGUGGUGCAUGCUCAGCGACUUCUCGUCGCGCCCGUGUCCGCUUUAGCAUUUUGGUGGAAACAGUGGAGAGGGCCGCUCGCUUGGUGGAAGGACCCAGAGGUUUGGUACAUCAUCAAGCUUGUCAUUCCACUAAUCGCAAUCUUCGCCUGCGGCAUUUGCUUCCCGGAAUUUCUUCAGUACUCCUGGGGCGUCGAGGUGACCGAGAGUCCUAUCUUCUUGGACAUCUCCAAUCAGGGCAUUGCAACUCGCAUGGUUCCUUGGUUUUUACUGGGGUACCUCACAGUGCUGCAAACGACAUAUAACGGCACUCUACACCGAGCUCUUGGCCGCAUAGUGGGUAUUUUGCUGGGGUCCUUUUGUGGUUGGGUGGGAAUGAAGCUGUUCGGCUCAAAUUUGGCUGCCCUCAUCGCAUUUUGUUCGGUGACGGUGUUUGUUGACAUUUUUGUUUUUGCCGAUCCCCGUCACCCCCUCGACGGAUUCAGCAGAAGAUGGGGAUACUCAGGAAUGGUUUUCACCUACACGCAGUCGCUCAUUGUCACUUUGGCAGCAGGCGGACUGGGCGGCUUGACAGGUCUGUAUCGCUUGGCCAUGCUGGGAACCCUGAAGCAAUGCAUGGUCGUAUACUCCACCUAUGCCACUGGGGAUCGGGACUACUUGGUGACCACUCGCAUUGUGAGCACUAUUAUGGGCAUUCUUUUGGCAAUUAUUGUGGCGCAUCUGCCUCCACGUGCUAGUGCCGCGACAUGCGCCUGCAUUGAUUACUCCCAAGUUAUGCAGGGGUGCACGAGGGAAGCCAGCCACUUAGUGCAAACUUUCCUUGCCCUCUGUGAAUCGACAAAGGAGGAGCAGGGCGCCUGUCCUGCCGAUAGUGCAGAGGGGUCCUCUCCCUUGCAAAGGGAACAAGAAGAAAUCGCAGCAGCGACUAAGGCUCUAGAGAAAGACAUAAAGGAGAAGCUUGGGUCAGGAUCAAUGCUUUUGCGUGAGGGUUGCUACGUUCCAUUGCUGUCACCGUGGAGAAUCCCCAAAUCCCUUACAAAAGUGAAGGUCGCAGCGACUUCAAUGCUACUUGAGGCGCAGGAGACAGCUCAACUCGUAGAGGGCAUGCUCGAAGACUGGAAAGAAACAACAGCUGCCCCUGAAACGGCAGUAGCAGGAAAGGAAGAGCUAGAGUUGUUGCCCAUGGCAGACUCAGACACACAAGGCGCUGCAAACAAGGGGCUGGCAGCAAGGAGCUGGAGUGUUUCCCUAAUGCGGCACGGUGUCGAGCUCAAGGAAGCAUUGCUGGCUACAUGUGAUUCCCUUUGCACUCUUUCUGCGGCUACCAGCACGGAGUUGUCCUCAGCACUGCCGGCGUUUGGCGAUAAGCUCAUGUGCUGCCAACGGCGUUAUUCCCGCCAAGGCGACAGCCCUGAAGGCCGUGAACAGGCCUUCGAAGACUGUAGCUUGGCUGUGGACGCCUGUGCUCAAAGGGUAAUCGUUGCACUAAUAGAGUGUCUGGGGGAGCAAUGUGGAGAGCGCCGCUUGUCUUCAGCAGCUCGCACAGCAUCCGCUUUCGUGAUAAUGAAGAUGCUGUACCAUUUGCAGAGCAUGAAGUUCAGCCUCGACGAGGUUCAUGCAGCAGCAGUAGAAGGUUUGAAGGGGCUGGCCAGCGGAGGGGAGACUUUCAUCAGGCACUCCUUGCUGGAUCAGCUGACUAGGCUUUUUACCGUGGGAUCUUCCCCUUGUGCUGCUUGA
Messenger RNA from Eimeria acervulina, 3732 nucleotides. RefSeq lists its product as hypothetical. The record is from RefSeq and is a predicted model, not a curated record. The transcript has 9 exons. The coding region runs from base 1 to 3732 and encodes 1243 amino acids. Lineage: Eukaryota; Apicomplexa; Conoidasida; Eucoccidiorida; Eimeriidae.